Messenger RNA from Ornithorhynchus anatinus (platypus), 6129 nucleotides. RefSeq names its product signal recognition particle 54 (gene SRP54). Gene Ontology annotation, molecular function: GTP binding; 7S RNA binding; GTPase activity. Gene Ontology annotation, biological process: SRP-dependent cotranslational protein targeting to membrane, translocation; SRP-dependent cotranslational protein targeting to membrane. NCBI's taxonomy places the organism in Eukaryota, Metazoa, Chordata, Mammalia, Monotremata, Ornithorhynchidae. The record is from RefSeq and is a predicted model, not a curated record. Gene Ontology annotation, cellular component: signal recognition particle, endoplasmic reticulum targeting; cytosol.
CGGAGGGGUCACGGGUGGACUGGUGACGUCUCCCUGGCGGGCGGCGGUUCGGGGCUUUUUCCCCCCCUAGGUCCGGGGGGCUCCUCGGCUCACACCCUCCCCUACACGCUCGGCCGCACCCGCACCUUCCUACCGCCAGGCCUGAGAUCAUCUGGUAAGUUUUUCAUAAGUCGCCAAGAUGGUGCUAGCAGAUCUUGGAAGAAAAAUAACCUCGGCGUUACGCUCGUUGAGCAAUGCCACCAUUAUUAAUGAAGAGGUAUUAAAUGCUAUGCUAAAAGAAGUGUGUACAGCCCUGUUGGAAGCUGAUGUUAAUAUUAAACUGGUGAAGCAACUACGAGAAAAUGUCAAGUCGGCUAUUGACCUUGAAGAAAUGGCAUCUGGCCUCAACAAAAGAAAAAUGAUUCAGCAUGCUGUUUUUAAAGAACUUGUGAAGCUAGUGGACCCAGGAGUCAAAGCCUGGACUCCUACUAAAGGAAAACAGAAUGUUAUAAUGUUUGUUGGGCUGCAGGGUAGCGGUAAAACCACAACGUGUUCAAAGUUAGCCUACUAUUACCAGAGAAAAGGUUGGAAGACCUGUUUGAUAUGUGCAGACACAUUCAGAGCAGGGGCUUUUGACCCUAAACAGAAUGCUACCAAAGCCAGAAUCCCAUUCUAUGGAAGUUAUACUGAAAUGGACCCUGUAAUCAUCGCCUCUGAAGGUGUGGAGAAAUUCAAGAAUGAAAAUUUUGAAAUUAUCAUUGUUGAUACAAGUGGCCGUCAUAAACAAGAAGACUCUUUGUUUGAAGAAAUGCUUCAAGUUGCUAAUGCAAUACAACCUGACAACAUCGUAUACGUUAUGGAUGCUUCCAUCGGGCAGGCUUGUGAAGCUCAAGCUAAGGCUUUCAAAGACAAAGUGGACGUGGCCUCCGUUAUCGUGACGAAACUUGAUGGCCACGCGAAAGGAGGUGGUGCUCUUAGUGCAGUUGCUGCUACGAAAAGUCCAAUUAUUUUCAUUGGAACUGGAGAACAUAUAGAUGACUUUGAGCCUUUCAAAACCCAGCCUUUCAUUAGCAAACUUCUUGGUAUGGGUGACAUAGAAGGAUUGAUAGAUAAAGUCAAUGAGUUGAAACUGGAUGAUAAUGAAGCACUUAUAGAAAAACUUAAACAUGGCCAGUUUACAUUGAGAGACAUGUAUGAACAAUUCCAAAACAUCAUGAAAAUGGGUCCCUUCAGUCAAAUCUUGGGAAUGAUCCCUGGCUUUGGAACAGAUUUUAUGAGCAAAGGCAAUGAGCAGGAAUCAAUGGCAAGGCUAAAGAAAUUAAUGACAAUAAUGGAUAGUAUGAAUGAUCAAGAACUUGAUAGUACAGACGGUGCCAAGGUUUUCAGUAAGCAACCAGGACGAAUUCAAAGAGUAGCAAGAGGUUCAGGUGUCUCUACAAGAGAUGUUCAAGAGCUUUUGACCCAGUAUACCAAGUUUGCCCAGAUGGUGAAAAAGAUGGGUGGUAUCAAGGGGCUUUUCAAAGGGGGUGACAUGUCAAAGAAUGUGAGCCAGUCCCAGAUGGCAAAACUGAAUCAACAGAUGGCGAAAAUGAUGGAUCCAAGAGUUCUUCAUCACAUGGGUGGGAUGGCAGGCCUGCAGUCGAUGAUGAGGCAGUUUCAACAAGGAGCUGCUGGGAAUAUGAAAGGCAUGAUGGGAUUCAACAACAUGUGAUGAAGAUGCCUUAAUAGACACUGACUCAGUUGAUCUUACGUGGGCUAAGAUUUCCAUUUUUUUCUCCUUUUUUUCCUCAGUAGAAAAGGAGAGUUCUCUUCCCUCUCCCUGCCCUCCCCCCUCCCCGCUUCCCACCCCAACUCUAAAUCAUUUUGGGGAUUUGAUCUUUUGAAACUUUUCAGACACCUCAUAGUUUCUGGGUCUUUCUCGAAGUCAUAUUUUAGCUUAAGAAUGUCCCCUCCUGUUAAUUUCCAAGGUCACAAUAACAGUUCUUAAGUUAAGAAAAUCAUGAUGUAAACUUUUAGUACUUAUAGUUUUUAAUUGUUUGCCUCGAAGAGCAGCCAUUACAUUUGUAAACAGUCCAGGUGAAUAGUUCCAGGAUGUCACAGGAAAAAUACUGUAAAAUAAAUUCAAAGUGGUUGUAAAUGAAGGGUUUGCUAACUUUCUUUGUGGCUUGAAACCUUAAUUUUCAAGAUUACCACAUAAAAAGGUGGAAUUUGGAGCUAAGGGCUACAUAUCACCCAAAACACUGUCUGAGUCACAAAUUACUCUUCAGAUUUUCAUGGGAAAUAUGCUCAUGUAAAAACAGUAACUUACCAUGAAUGUCCAGGACAUGGUGUAACAGUAUAAUUUAAAGACACUUUUACUGCAGAAAAUAUGAGCUUCAUUUGUUCUGUAAAAUGGAGUCCUGUAUCUGAAGUGUUAAUUAUGUAUAUCUUGAGUAUAGCUUAUAUUUUUGAAGCCUUAAUUGCAGUCAAUUUUAUAAAUCAUUUACAAAUCACUUACUUGACUUAUUUUCUCUACUCAAAAGUUCUUAAAGUGCAUGCAUGAUAGGAUGUAUCAGUGAUGGUGAAGAAAAUAGCUUUUUUAGGCAUUAUUUCACCGAACUCUCCCACAAUCUGUGUAGUUAAAUUGUUUAGGUCUCAGAAACAGUGUUUUUUUGUGUAAUGAAUUUUAAAUGGUGGUGAAACGAUUCUAAGCAUGAAACUAACUGUGUUUAGAGUAGGGUGGAGAGAUAAGCAAAGGAGCUAACUAGUUUCAGGUUUUGUCUCUUCCCUCCAGUACUGGUAGGAGACUGAGAAGAGGUUGACAGGAAGAAAAGUCACCUGAAGGAAAGAAUAUUUGAUUUAUGAUCAUUACAUGUGAGAUCGGACAUCAGCAGAUAUAUUGAGGACAAACAGACCCUCCCCCAAAAUAACUUCUGACAUGUUCUUAGUGGCUAAACUGUAAGCUGUGGUGGGCAGGGAACAUGUCUACCAACUCUGUUGUACUGUACUCUCCCAAGCGCUUAGUACAGUGCUCUGCAUACAGUAAGUGCCCGAUAAAUACCGUUGAUUGAAUUUUUGAUCAACUCGUUAUAAUAGGCAAGGUGGCCUAGUGGAAAGAAAAUGGGACUGGAAGUGAGGAGACAUAUUUAACCUUUCCAGGCCCCAGUUUCCUCAUCUGUAAAAUGGGGAUAAAUUAUAUUGUGAGCCCUGGGCAGGCCAGGGUCUGUUUGAGCUGAUAACCUUGUACAAACCCCAGCGCCUAGCACAUACUAAGUGCUUAAUAAAUGCCAUAAUUAACACUGCACUUUAAGUAGCGCUGCAUAUAUUUGUGAGGCUUUGCUGGAAGCUGGUGGAUUUUUUUAGAUUUCCUUAGCUUGAAAGUCCUGAGGAAUAACUUUUUAGAAUGUUGUAAUGAAAAAUGUGUAUGCGGAUCCCAGUACAUUCAAUUAGGGCAUUUUUUUCAAUGUGGAUUUUUUGGAGAUACUUCAAGAGAUUUUCAUAAAGACCCAGUGCUGACCUUGUUUAUUUCAACAACUCUACUGAACGUACCCAAACCUUUGAUUCAGUGGAAAAAUAGAGGACCCUCUUCCCCCCACCAAGGGGGUCUCUCUCGUUUAAACCCCCAUGAAAGGGAAAGAAAUCAGUGUUGAGAAAUGUGUGAUGAAUUGAACUGAUGUUAUAUAUGGGCUUUGGAGGUUCCCAUCCCCAGAGCAUUUUUCAUAUUGUGCAAAAUUACUGAGGCCAAAAUGUGGGGAGAAACUCCAUCUUUCAUUACUAUUAGGGAACUGUGCCAACUGCAUGAGUAAUGAGGCUUAUGGCAUUUUGGGAACUUUGAGUUUGCAUAUUUUAAUGUCAAGGCAUCAGUGUUUUUUUCCCAUUUUGGCACCGUCAAAUGCCUAGGAGUGGGGUGAUUUUGGUGGUUUGAUUUCUGUAAUCUUCUAAGACAGCAAUUGUCUAUAAUUCAUUUGAACAAACAUCUCAAGUUCAGGUCAGUUUAAUUCAAACCCUUCAAAGUGAGGCAUACAGAGGAGUCAAAUGUGAUUUGUUCCCUGUUUCUUGAAUUUGGUGGAGCCUGGAGGGAAGCAUGAAGGAGAGCAGGCCUUUGAAAUUCAUGUAACAAUAGAGGGAACUUAAGCCGAAAUCUAUCCAUGUAGAUCAAACUUCAUUAUGGAUAGAUUUCAUGAUUUUAAAACCGAAACCUGUAUCGUUCUCAGCUGUGGGGAUGGAAAGGCCUUCUCUCCUUGGAAGAGUAACCAGAAAUGUGUUGAAACAACUUCACUACCCUGUCACCACAGUGUUUUGCCUUUGAUUAGAAAUAGAAGAUGAAAAUGGGAGAAAACAGGCAGAGCAUUGAUCGAAAGUCUCACUCCCACAGGAGAGUUUAGGAAUCUGGUAAAAAAUUUUUUAUUAUUUCUGAUGGGUGAGGCUCUGAAUAUAUCCCAUUGAUCUUAAGCCCUGUCUUAUAACGUGUCCUGUAUGUAAUGUGUUUGGGUAUAGUAGCAUAUCAUUAACCACAUACAACUGGAUUUAAUAAUUUAGUCACGGUGGCAGUGACCCUCCGUCGGUGCCCUUUUGAAUUAUUUUAAAGAUGUAAAUCAUUCUGUUCAGUGAUGCUGCAGUAUAUAACAUCCCUUAUACUCUGUGUGAUUCCUGGGAGCCGGACGUGGGUUGGUUUUAGUCUCUAACUUUGAUCACCUUUCUCAGGAUGUGCUAGCUGAUGAAUUUCGCUACACAGUCUCUGUCCUUUCCUUUUUCAUGUACUGGAGUUCUAGGUCAUACCCCUGUUGUUUGCAUCUGGUGGAUCUGUCCUAAAAGUAAGAACUGGUAAGAUGUAGCCUGUGGUAGAUGCUAAUAUUCUUGUCAUGCUUUCGGAACAGUUGGGAAAAUUCAGCUCAGAAGCUCCACCCAAGCAUUUAGUACGGUGCACUGUACCCAGGGACCCUCAACAGAUACUGUUAUUACUGUUACUACUCUACCAUAAUUUGGAGACUGAUCAGAUAAAGUACGAGCCUUUUAAAACGGUGUCCUUUUAGAAUAAAGAAGCGAAACCCCAAAUUUGGACUAAGCAUUGAUGGAGAGGUAACUCUUCCAGCUAUUUAAUAACUGGUAGCUUCACUCUUCUGAAGAUUUUUGCUACUGUGCCUCUUAACCACUAACUUGGGAAAUAUGCUGCUUAAAAGAAUUACAAGUUACAGAUAAAUCAGGUCAGUUUGCACACUUUUUCUAUGACAGUCUGACAUGUCAAUCAUUUUCUUACUUCUCGUGGUUGGUUUGGGGCUGGAGAUCCGAGAGCUAAGGUAGCGGUACUUGAUUGCAAAAAUAGAGGUCUCAGCUAAUUGAAAGUGGAUCCUACCGAUCAUUCCUGUAACCGAGGCUUUUGAUUCCAGCCUUUCUCUCCCUCCUGAUAAAUUUUAUGCAUUCUUGCUUAAGUUAACUUUUUAGUGUGGAAAGGACCCCCCAAUCUCCAUUCCUCCUUUCUGGAAUUUUAACUGCUUAUUCUUUUGGGUGUUCCAUUAAGUGUGUGGUGUUUCUCUCUCUCUCUCCUUCAACUCAGCCUCCCCCAACCCUCUCCCACCAUUAGUUCAAGUGUUUCUAUGUAGUUGUUCCUGCAUGAGUAACCAUCUUGGCUAAUUAUUUAACUUUGUCAUCUCUUACCAUAUUAUAGAAAAAUGUAUUUUCAUCUUUACCACUCUGUGUUUUUCUUUGUUUUAUCAUUUAAUGUUUUAAUUUUAUUGUACUCAACUUUAAAGCGUAUGGGCAAUGGGGUGCAUCAGAAAGGUGCUGUACCUAAUAGUGUACAAGAAGAUCGGAGUCGACAAGGCAGUUGUGUUUACAUCUUGGGUCCUUGAGCCAUUUUUACUAUGUGCAACCUUCCAGUCCUGUCCAAAAAUGUAUUUUACUAUUAGAAGAGGAUGGAUCAUCCUCAUUAUAUUUAUAGGUACUCUAUGAUAAAGAUUAGGUUUUUGGCCAGCAAUCACUCGCGUGUUUGACUUUUUUUUAUCCUUGGAUUAAAAUACGAGCUUCAUGGGAAAUGAGAAUGAAACUCUAAUAUAGCAAAGCAGCGAACCCAAUGGAGAUACAGAGUGAAAGGAUUGUCAGUUACCACAGUAAAAGAACCUCCGUUACGUAAUUGUAUUGAUUUGAACAAUAAAAAAACCCCUAAACAUUAAA